Messenger RNA from Myotis daubentonii (Daubenton's bat), 2281 nucleotides. RefSeq lists its product as uncharacterized. NCBI's taxonomy places the organism in Eukaryota, Metazoa, Chordata, Mammalia, Chiroptera, Vespertilionidae. The record is from RefSeq and is a predicted model, not a curated record. The transcript is spliced from 4 exons. The coding region runs from base 1 to 738 and encodes 245 amino acids.
AUGUACAAGACCAAGCUGACUCAAAUUUCCCGUGGCCGGGCUCGGACCCGGGCAUCCGGCCGGUUCCCGUCCCUCGCCGCCCCCGCCCCCGGCUCGGGGACCUUCCUUCCCUCGCCCCCGCCCCUUCCCCUCCCUCCGGCGGUUCCUCCCUCCCCACCGCAGCCCGCUCCCUCCCGGGCGCCACGGGAUGCGGGGGCCCCGCGGCCGCGCUCACCCGCUGCUGCCCCGCGAGGGCGCGGGCUGGGGCCAGCCCAGGUUGGCGCCCCGCUGGCCGGGCUCCCGCGAUCGCCCCUUUUGCUCGGUCUCCUCCACGCUCUUUCGGUCCAGCCGGAGGCUCGGGGCACCGCGGAGCGCGCUCCGCUCCCGAGCGCUCGGAAAGCUGCAGACCACGCCCCGCGUCUUCCCCGCCCGCCCUGGGCCGCCGAGUCCCGCGCUCGCCGCUCGGCGGCCAGUGUCGAGCCCGCCCGCCAGCGCCGGGGGCGGAGCAGCCCGCCUCCCCCCGCACGCCCCGCGGCAGCCGGGGGCUGGCAACUUUCUUUCCAUGUUUUGGAGCAUCAGAGAUGGUCUAAGUGGGAAGCUAACUCAGAAUACAGGUGCCAGUUUGAUUUUCCAGCAAAUCACUCACUGCCUUUGGACUCAGAAUGGCAGCACCGACCCCCACUCACCUGUUGUGCUGUCACAGUAUUACGAAGGCAGGCAAGGUCCUCAAUGAAAGCAAAAGAUCGACAGCCUACCUGAGAGACUUUGCCAGAUCCAAUUGUGGUAAACACAAAUUUUGCAAACUGAUAAAACUGAAAGCACAUCUGGGACUGGGUACACAAGCAUGCCGUGGCCUAUGUGACGACUACUGAAACGUGAGUACAUACUGCCAAGUUGUACCGGGCUGGACAAAAAAUGUGAUCUGAGGCAUUCGAGCGCGUUGGACACCCUCAUGCCAUGAAAGGAACUAAAUCCAUCACGCUUCAAGUCAGGCAGCAACUCCUCUGUCACAGCACAGGGUUUCUCUGAACUGGAGUUGUUUGUUGCAUUUCUGCAUCUGCACUAGAAAGGGAGUUCCUAGUCUUUAUCUCUGGAGAGCCUAAAGAAGAAAGGCAGUGGAUUUUAUCCUGGGAGCAAAUUCUACUCUUGUGCUUGGAUGCCAUGUUGAGAAGGAUUGUGGGGUCGCAUCAAGGUUUGGCAAGAAAGAAUACAAGAUGAUUAAUAAUUGAGUCUCCUUGUACGCAUAUAUGCAUAACCCAUGGACACUGACAAUAGGAUGCUGAAGGCCUGGGGGAGAGGGGCAGGCCGCAGCAGGUUAUUGGGGGGGAAAAAGAGGCAUGUGUAAUACUUUCAAUAAUAAAGAAUUAUUUUAAAAAAUUUUAAUACAUAAAUAAAUAUACUGAAGCCAAUUGAAAGAGUUUUCAACUGGCAAAAUCUAGGACAAUUUGAACAUCAAAUUAAUUAAUUACACUAACAGAUUUAAGUAAGCCAUUUAAUUAAAGAGAAAAUUAUGAAUUCAUACUGAUAUCAAGCUAUUAUUCUAUCAAUAAAAUUUGAUGAUGAAUAUAAUAAUAAUUGAGUCUCUGCCAUGGGCACAUGGUGGGGGGUAUUAAUAUUACUAUCAUGUACUUAUCAACCCUGUUGGUAAUAGGAGACAAUAAUAUUAAAUGAUUGGCUGGAUGAAUAAGUGAAGGUAAGAACAACACAAAGUAUCUUUACCCACAGAGGCAGAUAUAAUAUUAAUUUGAAAAAGGGUGAGACCAACCUUACUACUUGCCUCUAUUUCAUUAACGAUGUUAUUGUUAAGACAAAAGGAGAUUGGCUUAAAGCUAAACACUCCUUGUUAGGAUGCUAACUCUAAGUACCUCAAGGAACAAACGUUUGCUACAAUAUUGUUUUUACCACAUUAGGAGCACUUGUAUAAGCCAGGGAUGAAAAUAGCUGGCCAGGAAAACAGCAGCUCUGUUCCUUUGUCCAAGAGUCCAAUCACACCCUGUGAAGGCCUGAGCUCCUUAUCUCAUUCUGGUCUUGUUUCCUGCCAAACCUGAAAACUAACACAAAUAAAUGGCUAAUUGCUCCCUUGACCAAUGUAAUCUUUCUGACCAUUGUCCUGAUUCAAGUAGAAAGUUGUGUCCAACAACAUGCAAUUUGUGCACUGCCAAUAUAUGCAGUAGAUUGUCUCCUAAAAUACUGAACCAACAGAACAAGUUUCUGCCAAUUGAAUCAGAGUCCCACAUUCUAGAGUUUGAAGAAAAGUUAAAACAAAAGUCAUGAUUCAAUGUCAAGUGGUAAGCAUGGAGCC